UUUAAAUUGCUCAACGGUCACUUUUUCCUCCCCCUCCUCCUCUCUCUCUCUCUCUCUCUCUCUCUCUCUCUCUCUAGCAUUCGUUUUCGCGUCCUCGGUCUCGAUUCGAAUCCCAUUGCGAUCUCCGCUCUCGUCUUCGUGGGGAAUCCCGGUCGAUGGGUGGAAGCCCCAAGAGCUCGUCACCUUCCUCCGAUCGUCGUCAAUGGCAGCGCAUCUUUAGGGCUUUGGUGGAGAUGCUGCGAUCUCAGCAGUCGCAGAUCGAAACCCUAGUCGGCGACCGCGAGUUCCUGGAGCGCUACGUCCACGCCCAGAGCGAUCGGUGGUCGUCCCGCGUCCGCCUCCUCGAAUACCGCCUCGCGCAGAUGAAGGUGGAGGAGGCGAAGGGGCGCCAAUUCCAGGAGGCGAAGUUGGAGCUUUUAGUCGGCAUGAAGCAAAGAGAGGCUCUGUGUUUCAAGAAGCAAUCUGAACUGGCUGAGAGUGAUUUGGACGAUUACCAGACUUGUGUGGAGGUCUUGACUGCUGAGAUCUCCGACCUUAAGGAGAAUCUAAAGCACGCAGAAGCAGAAGCUGAUAAAGAACUUGAUUUCUCGGGUACUGAUCAAAGCACUCAAGCUCUAAGAGGCGAAAUCCGAAAACUAAAGCAAGCUUACAAGACCCUUAGCUCGAGAAAGGAUGUUGAGGUUUCUGCAUUGUUAGCAGAAAAGGACUUUGUAUGGAACCAGUUCAAGAAAAUGGAGAGUGACUAUACCAGUCUCCUCAAGAGCAAGAGAUUAGAAGCCGAGCAGGCCAAUGAAGCCGCUGAGAAGCUUCAGCAUAAUUUAACACAAUUGCGAGCAUCGGCCAAUGAAAAGGAUGAUAUUAUUGCUAAAUUAGAAGAAGAAAAGGCUAGACUUGAGUCAGAUCUGAGAAAGCACUCCAGAGAAGUUGAAUUGGCUGAAGAGAAGACAGAGGUUCUUAAGCGUGAUAUGGAGGAGCUGCAAUCAUUGGCUAACGAGAAGGAUGAAACCAUUAGGAAGCUGAAAAAUGAGAUCGAUUUGGUGAAGGGAACCAGUCGCAGGUCGAGAUUUUCAAAUGACUUGGGGUCUAGGAGGAAAACGAGAAAUGAAGCACGUACACCGUCCAUGAAUCUGUCAAGAGGGGAUAUUGGUAAAAGAAUUUUGAGAAGUGCGAAAGGCGACAUAAGUCGGAAGCGUAAAUUCGUUCGUGGGGAGUCUUCUGGAUCACGGGCCUCUUCUUCAGUUGAUGGACUCCGACGAUGCUCAGGACGGCUACAUGGAAAGGCGAGCUCGCCACUCGUCAGCCCGAUGUUGUUUUCUUCGAGCUUCAAGGUUCCGAAGUUGAAGAGCUUAUCCCAACACCACCAUUCUGCUGCAGCCUAAUGUUAACACAACUUAGAAGUUCAUUAUGCCUUAAAUAUUUUACUUGUAUUUUAGCUAACUAUUUUCCUUUCCUAUUUUAGUGUGUUGUGUGUGUAUAUUAGACUUGAAUGUAGGAUCCAAAAAUAUAUGUUAUAGGAUUGAUGUAGAGAGAGCAUUAAUUAGGGUUU
Ananas comosus (pineapple) is the source of this 1546-nucleotide messenger RNA. Its product is annotated as CDK5 regulatory subunit-associated protein 2. The transcript has 5 exons. The record is from RefSeq and is a predicted model, not a curated record. Lineage: Eukaryota; Viridiplantae; Streptophyta; Magnoliopsida; Poales; Bromeliaceae. The coding region runs from base 156 to 1379 and encodes 407 amino acids.